Nomascus leucogenys (northern white-cheeked gibbon) is the source of this 1773-nucleotide messenger RNA. NCBI's taxonomy places the organism in Eukaryota, Metazoa, Chordata, Mammalia, Primates, Hylobatidae. The record is from RefSeq and is a predicted model, not a curated record.
AAAAAAAAAGAUGUGGGAGGUAAAUGAAAAAAUUUUCAAUUAGAGAAAAGUAGGGGGAAUGAGAAAUGACUGCUGGUAGGUACAGGGUUUCUUUUUGGAGUGAUGAAAAUGUUCUAGAAUUAGUGAUGAUUAUAAAACCUUUAUGAAUACACUAAAAGCCCUAAAUUGUUUACUUUAAAAGAAUGAAUCUUAUGGUCUGUGAAUUUUGUCUCAAUUUUUUAAAAAGAUAGGCAAAAAGUUUUAAAAUAAUUAUUGAAUAUGGGGAAUGGGUAUUGAGAGUUUUACUAUGCUCUACUUUUGUGUAUGUUUGGAACCACAUAUGUUGAAAAAUUUGUUUUUCUUCUAUUUAUAUUCUUUUAAUUUAGAAAUUUUUCUCAAGAAGGCACUGAAACAUGUGUUGAGUGACCUGUCAACCAAGCUUUCUUCAAAUGCCCUUGUGUUCAGAAUUUGCCACAGUUCAGUGUAUAUAUGGCCUAGCAGUGACAUAAACACCAUUCCUGGAGAACUGACUGAUGCUUCUGCUUGUAAGAACAUACUGCGCUUUAUUCAAUUUGAGCCGGAAGAAGAUAUAAAACGAAAAUUCAUGAGAAAGAAGGACAAAAAGUUAUCUGACAUGCAUCAAAUAGUAAAUAUAGAUCUUAUGCUGGAAAUGUCAACCUCCCUGGCAGCUGUAACGCCCAUCAUUGAAAGGGAAAGCGGAGGACACCAUUAUGUUAAUAUGACUUUACCUGUCGAUGCAGUUAUAUCUGUUGCUCCAGAAGAAACAUGGGGAAAAGUUCGUAAACUCCUAGUUGAUGCAAUUCAUAAUCAACUAACUGACAUGGAAAAAUGUAUUUUGAAAUAUAUGAAAGGAACAUCUAUUGUGGUCCCUGAACCACUGCACUUUUUAUUACCAGGGAAAAAAAAUCUUGUAACAAUUUCAUAUCCUUCAGGAAUACCAGAUGGCCAGCUGCAGGCCUAUAGGAAGGAGUUACAUGAUCUCUUCAAUUUGCCUCAUGACAGACCCUAUUUCAAAAGGUCUAAUGCUUAUCACUUUCCAGAUGAGCCAUACAAAGAUGGUUACAUUAGAAAUCCACAUACUUAUCUUAAUCCACCUAACAUGGAGACUGGUAUGAUUUAUGUGGUCCAGGGCAUAUAUGGCUAUCAUCAUUAUAUGCAGGAUCGGAUAGAUGACAAUGGAUGGGGCUGUGCUUAUCGAUCUCUGCAGACUAUCUGCUCUUGGUUCAAACAUCAGGGAUACACAGAGAGGUCCAUUCCAACACACAGAGAAAUUCAGCAGGCUCUAGUCGAUGCCGGUGACAAACCAGCAACAUUUGUCGGAUCACGGCAAUGGAUUGGAUCUAUUGAGGUACAGCUGGUACUAAACCAAUUGAUUGGUAUAACUUCAAAAAUACUGUUUGUCAGCCAAGGUUCAGAAAUUGCCUCUCAAGGACGGGAACUGGCUAAUCAUUUCCAAAGUGAGGGAACUCCAGUUAUGAUCGGGGGAGGAGUUUUGGCCCACACAAUACUAGGAGUUGCAUGGAAUGAGAUUACAGGGCAGAUAAAGUUUCUGAUUCUAGAUCCACAUUAUACCGGUGCUGAAGACCUGCAAGUUAUUUUGGAAAAGGGCUGGUGUGGAUGGAAGGGCCCAGACUUUUGGAACAAGGAUGCAUACUAUAACUUAUGUCUUCCUCAGCGACCAAAUAUGAUUUAAAAUAUCUUGGACUCAAAGACUGCAGUAGAGUAGUAUUAUAAAUUUGUGAAUAAAGAAUCAGUUUAAUUUUUCACAUUAAA